AUGGCCGAUAUCCCACGACCAAUAGCAGUCAUUGGGAUUGGGUGUCGCUUUCCAGGCGGCGCCAACAGUCCCGAAAAACUAUGGGAAGUUCUCUCUGAAGGACGAGAUACCUGGUCGGAAGUCCCGGAGGGAAGAUUCAAGUGGGAAUCUUUUCAUCACCCGGAUCCUGAAGCACCGGGAGCUCACAAUCACCGGGGUGGCCACUUUCUCGACGAAGACAUUGCUGCUUUCGAUGGGAGAUUUUUCGAUAUCCCACCUCAAGAAUGUGAAGCGUUAGAUCCUCAAUUCCGCCUUCAAUUAGAAGUCACAUACGAAGCAAUAGAAAAUGCAGGCCUUCAAUUGGAACAUCUCGGUGGUUCCAAGACCGCUGUCUACGUCGCUACUUUUGGACAGGACUAUGCGGGGAUGCAGGACAGAGAUCUCGAUACCAUUUCAAAGUAUUACAUGACCGGGAGAGGCUUGGCGAUGGCUUCGAACCGUAUCUCCUAUGCGUUUAAUCUUAGAGGUCCAUCCGUCACCUUGGAUACAGGUUGUUCUGGAAGCAUGGUAGCAAUUCACCAGGCUUGUCAGAGUCUCAGAGUUGGGGAGGCCAAAAUUGCACUUGCUGGUGGUGUGAGUUUGAUAAUCACUCCUGACCUGAUGGUUCCUAUGAGCUCGAUUGGUGUGCUAAACAAGAACGGGAAAAGCUAUUCAUUCGAUAGUCGGGGUGCAGGUUAUGGUCGUGGAGAAGGUGCUGCAAUGAUUGUUCUCAAAAACCUGGAUGAUGCUAUUAAAGAUGGUGAUAAUAUCAGGGGCAUCAUCCGAAACUCGGGAGUUGGUCAAGACGGCAAGACGCCCGGAAUUACCGCGCCGAGCCGAGAAGCGCAGCUAAAUCUCAUCCAAUCCGUGUACCGGCAGGCAAACCUCAACCCCCACGAAACCAAGUACGUCGAAGCACACGGUACUGGAACCAUAGCUGGAGAUGUAAGGUUCGGUAGGAUCUACGCUCACUUCCUUACAGGUGCUGAGAUCGCCGCUAUCCGUGGAGCUUUUGCCAGCGAUGAUUCUACUCCUGUACAUGUAGGAUCUGCUAAGCCGAACGUUGGGCACCUGGAAAGUGCAAGCGGCGUUGCUGGUCUAAUUAAAGCCAUCUUAAUGCUGGAGAACGGUGCAAUUCCCCCCAGUAUCAAUCUAGUAGAAUUGAAAGAGAGCAUUCGGGGAUCCGAUAUAUCCAUACCUACCACACUCGAGUCAUGGGACAAAACAGCUUUGCGUCGUAUAUCCGUAAACAGUUUUGGCUACGGAGGAACAAACGGCCACGUCAUCUUAGACUCAGCAUCGACAGUAGCACAUCUGACGAACGAGCAUGUACAAAGCCUAUACCACGAAGAACCGUACCCCCAGGUCCUUGUACUGACCGCUAAGUCAGAGGAAUCAUUAGUCAAGGCCUUCGGAAAUUUUCAGCAAUGGUUGUCUCAGAAUUGUGAUAUUGGAGGUGAUGCUUUUCGGAAUCUAGCCUACACCCUGUCAACUCGUCGCUCCCUUUUUCGAUGGAGAUGCAGCUUCACAGGCACAUCACCGAAAGACGUUCUGUCACGCUUGAGUUUGAAAAGUCCUACGCCAACGAGGUCGGUAAACAAGACCCAGAAUGUUUUUGUUUUCACUGGCCAAGGCGCUCAAUGGUUCGCCAUGGGCCGUGAACUUCUAGGUUUUGACUCGCUAUAUUUGAAGUCUAUUCGUGCUUCGGACAAGAUUUUGAAGGAAUUAGGGGCUUCUUGGAGUUUAAUUACCGAACUUUCAAGGGACGUCUCAAGCUCGAGGGUGAACGAGAGCCAGAUCGCCCAGCCAGCUACAACUGCUUUACAAAUUGCCAUUGUUGAUCUUCUUUCAUCUACGAAUGUUCAUCCUAAUGUGGUUAUUGGUCACUCAAGUGGCGAAAUUGCUGCCGCAUAUGCAGCAGGAGCUCUUAGUCAAAGAUCCGCUCUGAAAGUUGCUUACUACCGUGGACUCCUCCAAGUGACCAGAUCAGUGAAGGGAGCAAUGUUGGCUGUGGGAUUGGGUGAGAAAUCUGUAUCCCAGUACAUGUCACAAGUUACAUCUGGAAAGCUUGUCGUUGCUUGUUCUAACAGUCCCGAAAACUCUACCGUGUCCGGCGAUGAAGCUGCGAUACUCGAGCUGAAAGGAAUUCUAGAUACGGCCUCAGUCUUUGCCAGGAAAUUAGCUGUCGAUACAGCUUACCAUUCGCACCAUGUCGAAUCCGUUGCAGACGAAUAUCUACACAAUUUAGCUGGACUAGAACACACUUCCACGACAUCUGUGCGAUUAAUUUCUUCUGUUACCGGAGAAGAGAUGACCUCUGGUUUUGGGGCCGAGUAUUGGGUCGAUAAUCUUGUCUCGAAGGUUCGCUUUCAGGCCGGGUUAGUGGAAGUAUGUCGUAAGGAAUCAAUGGUUUCUCCGCAGGCAAGACUUACAUUCAUUGAAAUUGGGCCUCACAAUGCCUUAUCUGGUCCUUUGAGGCAGACUAUGUCAUCUUUGCCAUUGUCUACGGGAUAUUCCAGCGUUUCUGUUUUGGCCAGGAAUAAGGACGCACGAUAUACUCUUCUAGAAACACUUGGAAAGCUCUUCGAGCGUGGCUCUUCAGUGAACAUAAAUUUUACAAACUUGCUCUUCGAGCCUAAUUUGCAUCAAAAGCUGCUGAGCAACUUACCAAGCUAUUCAUGGGAUCAUUCAGUUACACACUGGCGCGAAUCACGGCUAAGCAAAGCCCAUCGAUUCCGCAGGUACCCACACCAUGAUCUUCUUGGUUCACGAAUUCCAAGCAGCACGAGCCUGAACCCAGCGUGGCUGCACAACAUCGGCGUUGAUCAACUCCCAUGGUUACAAGAGCAUGUCAUUGACGGCUUCACAAUAUUCCCCGCCUCGGGAUAUAUAUCUAUGGCCAUUGAGGCGACGUUGCAAUCGAGCUUCGAGAAGCAUGGUUCUGUCAAUAUCUCAAGCUAUGAUUUUAAAGACAUCAAAUUCCCCGCAGCACUGUUGAUCCCAGAAUCUCCUGCUUGCGUCGAGAUACAACUGAGUCUCAAUACCAUGGACAGUCUGCAAGACAACCGAAAGUCGAAGUGGGAAGAAUUCAAAGUCGUUUCUGUCUCAGACCAGGGAACUAGUAUUGAGCAUUGUCACGGGUCCAUAAUGGUGCACUUUUCAACUGAGUUAGAUGAAGUGGAAGGUGCGAGAGAGCAAGAGCUCAAUUCAUCUGCUCAAGUCACCCGUUUGGGUGAAUUGAAAUCAAUUUGCAACGAGGAACUGGAUCGCUCAGAAUUCUAUCAAGAUUUGAAAUCAAGAGGCAACAGCUAUGGCCCAAAUUUUGCCUGUAUAAACAAGAUCAGACUUGGCAGUACAAAUGCCGUGAGCGUCAUGAGCAUUCCCGAUACAUCUCAAUGCAUGCCAGCUCGGUUUCAACAACCCCAUGUCAUACAUCCCGCGACCCUCGACGCUUUAAUGCACCAUCCUGUGACAAUAUUCAACCGGAACACAAAGGCCAGCUCUUUUAUGAUUUUCGGUGUCGAUGAGCUCAAAAUCUCAUCUCGUCUCGCCAGCGAACCCGGUACUACGUUAACGCUAGCUACCACAACUACUGGCUGCGGGUCAAGGUUUCCGUCGGCCGACGUUUCUGCAUUUCAGGCGGAUUCUAAUCCCUGCUCGGGACCCGUGAUUCAAAUGAAGAACUUGAAGCUCCGUGCUACUGGGGUUUCAUAUGAAAAUAUGCCCGAUGGAGAUUGCGAGCGUAACAUAAGUUACACCAUGAAGUGGGACUUGGAUGCUGACCAUAUGGCGUCUUCCAUGUUUAUACCUGGCCCAAAUUUAUUCGAAGCUGAUAGAGCACAAGAGCACAAGCUAGAACUCUUGAAUCAAGCAGCGGCCAUUUACGUUCGCUCUUGUGUUGAAAAGCUCACGGUCAAUGGCCCGCCCAAGCUUCCCGGGCAGUUUCCGCAUCUUUUCAACUGGAUGAAUCGAUUUCAACAAUCCGAAGAAUGCAAAUCUUUGCUCCAGGGCGUUUUGGACACCAACGUAGAGUCAAUCCUUGAAAACGCCCAGAAACUUGAGGUGGAGGGAGAGUUGCUCGGGCGAGUGGGUCCUGAACUUGAGGCUAUUCUCACAGGAAAAGCCGACGCACUUUCCUUGAUGACAGAGAAUAAUCUGCUUUACCGGCUGUACUCGGACGAUGCGUCUUCUCGUUGCUACAGUCAUGUACACGCAUAUGUGAAGAAACUCGUUUUCAAAAACCCAAACAUGAGAGUCAUUGAACUGGGUGGUGGGACUGGUUCAACGACUAGUCCUUUAUUAGAAGCUCUCAGUCCGGAUGGAGUUUUGCCAUUCGAGAAAUAUGUUUUCACUGACAUUUCCUCUGGCUUCUUUGAACGUACGAGAGAGCGUCUAAUAAUGUGGGAUAGUGGUAUAGAGUACAAGAAGCUAGACUUGAAUGGUACCCUCUCAGAACAAGGGUUUGAGGAGGAAAGUUACGAUCUAGUCAUCGCAGGAAAUUGUCUUCACGUCGCUUCUUCUAUGGACAAUGUGAUGUCUAGUGUCAGAAAGCUUUUGAAGCCGGGCGGAAGAGUUGUCAUGAUCGAAACUACUCGCGUAGUACCUUUCUACAAUACAUUUUUAGGCGUGUUUGAUGGAUGGUGGGCGGGGGUAGAAGAUGGUCGGGUCGACAGUCCAACUUUGACAGUUGGAGAGUGGCAUUCUACGCUGCUGAGACACGGCUUCGACGGUGUUGAAAUAGUUGCUAAUGAUUUUGAGGGUAAAGCCCAACGCUCGGCAAUGAUGGUGUCCAAGGCAAUAGAUCGAAACGAGGAUGUUGGUAUAAAAGCGAAUACUACUUUGGAGCUGGUCCUCGGCCCCAGCUGGACGGCUCAAGCCCCACAAUUUGCCUUUGAUUUGAGCUCUGGUUUCAGUCAACACGAAUUUCAUGUAAGUAUGGAAGGCCUUUUGACUGCUCAGUUCCGCGACGACAUCAUAUACGUGAUUCUCGACAACGGAUCAGACCCUAUCCUGACAACGGAUGCUUCUCCAGUGUUCGAGCAGGUUAAAGGUCUUUUGACAAAUGCCAACCGAGUGCUUUGGAUCAGCAUUCAAGAGAAUCCUUUAGCGAAUCUGAACCCAGAGAAGGGAAUGAUUGCGGGACUAGCUCGUGUUUCUCGAGCUGAAAAUCCGCUUCUCCAUAUUGUUACAAUGGAUGUUCAAGAGAGCGUCUUUAAAAAUCCUGACAGGUUCAUCCGAACCAUCAGAGAAGUCGUUAAUAAUAAUUUCCUUCAUACCUCGAACUCAUCGACAAAGGAGCUUGAGUACGUGUACAGGAAUCAAGAGGUUUUAAUCCCACGACUCAUACCAAGCGCGAGGCUCAACGAUCGUGUACAGCAGGCUUCUGGAAGAGUGACACUAAAGACCCAACUGUUUCACCAACCUAAUCGGCCACUUAAGCUCCAUGUACAGAAGCCAGGAUUCUUGGAUAGUCUCACAUUUAUAGAAGAUAAUUUAUUCGAAGAGCCGUUGCCGGCCUCACAUAUAGAGGUGCAGGUAGAAACAUGUGGACUCAACUUCAAAGAUGCUCUCAUAGCGCUGGGUCAAAUCAAUAAGCAAGUCCCAAUGGCUGCUGAAUUCGCUGGAGUCAUCACCAAGGUCGGCUCACAGCAUCAGAAGUCGUUUCGAAUCGGUGACCGUGUUUGUGGCAUUGGUGGUUCACCAUAUGCAAGCACUGUUAGGCUUCACGGUCAUAGAGCCAGUCACAUUCCUCUAUCGAUGUCAUUCGAAGUAGCAGCAUCUAUACCCGUUGUUUUCGCAACAGCGUACCACGCACUAGUUGACAUAGCGAAUCUUCAGCAAAGUCAAACCGUAUUGAUACAUUCAGCCGCUGGCGGAGUAGGCCAAGCAGCUCUACAAAUCGCCCAAAAUAUCGGAGCAGAAGUGUUCGCUACUGUCGGCAAUGCGGCAAAACGCCAGCUGCUCGUCAAAGAGUUUGGAUUACCGGAAGAUCACAUUUUCUCUAGCAAAUUGCGAACUUUCAGAAAAGGCAUACACAGACUGACCAAUGCUAAAGGAGUCGAUGUUGUUCUAAACUCCCUCUCCGGUGAGGCACUCCAAGAAUCAUGGGCUUCCAUCGCAAGAUUUGGCGUUUUCGUCGAACUUGGUAAAGCCGACUCUCUAUCAAACACGGGCUUGACUAUGGCACCGUUUGAUAGGAACGUGACAUUUGCCUCAGUGGACUUGCAGUUGAUUUGCGAUUAUCGCCCCGAAAAGGUUGCAAGUCUCCUGAAAACGGUUUUAAAUUUGUUCAGCGCUGGCACUUAUCAUCAGAUCAAUCCCAUUACGGCGAUACCCAUAACAAAUAUUGAAGAAGCUUUCAGGACUGUACAAGCACGAGAGCAUGUCGGCAAAAUCAUCCUGGGGGCAGGUUCUAAAAGUUCAGUGUUAGCACCAGCGGUAAUAGCUGAUGAUUUGAUUAUCUCCCAGAAAGGAACAUAUUUGAUAGCCGGCGGACUUGGGGGGCUUGGUUUGGAAAUCGCUCGUAUGAUUGCCACCCACGGGGCGAGACACAUUGCUCUACUGUCGCGAAGACACUUGUCUCCAUCCGAACUUUCAGGACUUGAGGAAGAAUUCGAAUCUCUGGGAGCGAAAGUUAUUGUUUUGACUUGCGAUAUUACCGAUCUUUCAAAGUUGAGAGACUCGGUAUCAUCGUUCGGCUCUGACAUGCCUCCAGUCAAGGGUGUGGUUCAAGCAUCAAUGGUCCUUCAGGAUUGCGUGUUAAGCAAAAUGGACCUAGAAGACUUCAAGGUAGCCACUGCACCAAAGUGUACUGGGACUGCCAAUCUGGUCAAAGCACUUGACGGACAGCCUCUCGAAUUCUUUCUCAUGCUUGCCUCCAUUGCCAGCGUGGUAGGCAGUAUAUCCCAAGCCAAUUAUGCCGCAGGGAAUAACUACAUGGAUACCCUCGCACAGAACAACAGCGUUACAGAAGCAUCGACCACUCAUUUUGUUUCAGUGGAUUUUGGACCCAUUGAUGAUGCUGGUACCAUUGCCAACUCCCAACGAACUAAAGAUGGCUUGAUUCGACAGGGCUAUAUUUUACUGAAGCUCAAACAGGUGCUGGCUUUAAUUAGCCACGCUAUCAGCCACUCGGUAAGAGAAGACAAGAACAACCAAAUCAUCCUUGGUGUUGACCACAGAUCCAUCGUCGAGUCUGACAAUGAAUACACUCUCAAGAAUCCCAUGUUCUCACACCUUUCAAGAGUACAAGGAGGGCAGAGUGUAAAAGAGGAUGGCUCGCCAGUUCAAACCAUCGAAAACCUCAUCGCUUCUACGCAAAACACUGCUAAGAUCGAACUUCUAAUAUCGGAGGAAAUUGCAAGAAAGAUCUCUAAGCUUGUAGCUAUAGAUUACGAAGAGAUUGAACUUGAACGCCGCAUGUCCGAUUUUGGACUGGACUCGUUGGUUAGUAUCGAGUUGAAGAAUUGGAUAACGCAAACCUUCAAGGCCAAACUUCAAGCUUCGGAAAUAGCAGAUGCAGCUAAUAUUUUGGCACUGGGUAGUAUAGUGGCUUCUAGAUCAGAAUUGAUCUCUAAUGAAUCACCAAAAAUGAAAUCUGGAAACGGCGACCAUACCACAAAACUCAACCAGAACACGACCGUCGCUGUGAAGGGAAGUAGCGGAAAUACUAUCACUCUGCCAAAGCAGCCAUUACCAGAUUUGGACCAGUCUCUAGAUCAAUUCUUGGAUUGUCUUCUUCCGGUGUUCACUCCCAAGGAAUACACGAUGUACGAAGGCUAUGUCAAUGAUUUGCGAAAGCCUGGUGGGUUUGGUAGAAAACUACAAGCUCGACUUUCGCAAUUAUUUCAUGAUCCUCAAGUUGAUAACUAUCUCAGUGGCUUCUACGCCACCAAUAUGUUCUUGAAGAACCGCCAAGCAUUAGUCCCCUGGCUGAAUUUCUUUGCAACGCACUUCAUGAGCCCAGUUCCGCAUACCGCAGCUCAGAGAGCAGCUAUCAUUUCAGCAUCGGCAUUUCAGUUCAAACAAAAGCUAGAGUCUGGUGAAGUAGGUCAUGAGUAUCUCAACGAACAACCCAUUAGUACAGAGGCGUACAAGUGGUACUUUAAUGCUACACGCGAGCCAGGAAACCCGAUAGAUGCCAUGAAAAAAUAUCCAGGAAAUGACUAUUUGGUGGCAUUCCGUCGAGGGCAUGCUUACAAGAUUUCUCUCCGAAAUGGGGAUGAAGCUACCUCUUACACCGCACUUCUAGAUGCUUUCCAACGUAUUUUGGAUGCUGACGAAAAGCCGGAAUCAUGGAUUGGAGUAUUGACGCAGGACACACGAGAUCACUGGGCCGAUACUCGUACUGAGCUCCAAAACUUAAGCAAAGAAAACAGGGCUUGGAUUCAUGAUAUUGAAGCCUCUGCUUUUGUUGUCUUCUUGGAUGAAGCUCGACCCCAGACUGCUUCCGAGCGUGGGCCGCACUUUCUCCAUGCAAAUGGUCGCAAUAGAUGGAGCGACAAAACAACACAAUUCGCCAUUUGUGACAACGGAAUCUCGGCCACUAUCGGCGAGCACACUAUGUUUGACGGAUAUACAUUCAUACGCCUAUAUGAUUUCGUCUGUAACGCUAUUCUGACCUUUAAUGUUCAAGAUCCUCCAAGAUCAGUUGGGGAAUUACCGUCCGCAAUCAACAUGUCCGAAGGUUACACAUUCACGACCUCUCCAGCAAUUGAGAAACACAUCACACGCAUCCGAGCACAACUCACAAAUGACGCAGCAAAAUUCGAAUACCGAGCCUUCGAGAUCCCCACCAUCAACCGCAACCUCUUCAGUCUCCACAAAUGCCCACCGAAUUCCGGUGUCCAGCUUGCCAUCCAACUAGCAGCGCGUCGAUACUGGGGCCACAACCCCAUUUCCAUUGAACCAAUCUCCCAAAACCACUUCCGCAACGGCCGGAUCGACUUGAACCUCACGGUGCGUCCUCCCAUCGCGGCCUUCUGCGCCGCGGCAGCGGACCGACAACCUCCCACGGCCGAAUUGCGGAAGCUAUUCUUCGAUGCUGCGCGUACACAUGCCAGUAACGUAGCGACGGUGUCGCGGGGCCACAGCUUCGAUAGACAUUUCUUUGCGCUGCAAUCGGCAGUCCGGGACGGCGAGAUCAUGCCGGCCCUGUUCACGGAUUCCCUGUACAGGAGUAGAAAACUUCCGCCGCAGCUCAUGACAAAUUGUCUUGCGGCUGGGGCGCUUGAGGGCGGUGAUGUUUUUGAUCAUCCGAAUGGAAUGUCGAUCAAUUUUCAGACGCAGGAGAAAUUUGUGAAAGUCUCUAUUUGGGGACGUGUUGGCACGGUUGAUGAAUUUAGAGAGAUUCUAGAAGAGAGUGCUAGGGAUAUUAAGGCUAUUCGACAAGACAAGAACCCAAAGGUUGUAACUGGCAAAUACAGCUAUGCGCAAUUACCGCGAUUAGUCUCUACAGCAUCCGCGACCAAUCAAUCGCAACUCGGUCCAAAUAUAGUUAGCGCCUCUCUGGCCUUGUUGUCUAAGCCGCUGGCCGACCUCAAACGACGCUCACAUCUUAAAGACGAAGUCCCUAGCCUUAGUGUCAAUGACACUCUCCUUCGACUUUUUUCUGUGCUCGCAACGCUUCGACUUUUGAAUCGUAUUCUGCCCCGCCAUGGCCCCGUUCUUAUGCUUUCGAAGAACCUCUGCGUCAAAGUUGGGAGAUUAAAACAGCCUGCCGAAGAAGCAACGAUGCAAUUUGUCGCCAAGCACACCUUGAUUCCUGUUCCCAAAGUGCAUUGCGCCUUUGAACGGAAAGGAUACAAGUAUAUACUAAUGGAGAGAGUGCAAGGACAUAUCUUGAGAGACACCUGGCUAGAACAAAGUGCAGAAUCCAAGCAGAAGAUACUGGCACAGAUUAAGGAUAUGGUCUACCAAAUGCGGGCCAUUCCCCCUCCUUCGGGUCAGGGCAUAUCAAACGUCGCAGGCGGACUGUUAUAUCUGCGCGAAGGCUACGAAGGCGGAAGAGAAGAUGUGCCCGACGCAAACAGGCUUGUGGAAUGGCAUACCCAAUUUUGCGGCAAGCCAAUAUUCACACAUGGGGAUUUGAACACAAUGAACAUCAUUGUUCGAGGAGACAAGGUCGUCGGGAUUAUUGAUUGGGGAACAGCGGGAUGGUGGCCAGAAUACUGA
Lachnellula hyalina is the source of this 10191-nucleotide messenger RNA. Its product is annotated as Highly reducing polyketide synthase. The record is from RefSeq and is a predicted model, not a curated record. The coding region runs from base 1 to 10191 and encodes 3396 amino acids. The transcript is spliced from 12 exons. Lineage: Eukaryota; Fungi; Ascomycota; Leotiomycetes; Helotiales; Lachnaceae. Gene Ontology annotation, biological process: fatty acid biosynthetic process; secondary metabolite biosynthetic process. Gene Ontology annotation, molecular function: fatty acid synthase activity; phosphopantetheine binding; oxidoreductase activity.